AACGCAAGUUGCAUUGUCAUAACAGAGUCGGAGCAGCGGUAAUAGUUUCCGUAAAAAUGCAUCAAACUCCAACAACCAUCGUCGUCGGUUGCGACUCAACAAAAAAAUCAAUCAAAAGUUGAAAACACACAAAGCUUAGCUACAAGCAGCUCCUACGUUCCGAUCAGAUCCAACCACGCCCCACUUCUCUCCCUCCUCGUAGGUCAAACUUCAAGUGAUUCCAGAGAAACCUCAUUUCAUAUUUUCACCAAAAACUGAGGUUUAUACCUUCUUUGAAUUCACUUCAUCUGCUGGGACAUAUAGAGAGAGUUGAAGACUGUAUCAUUAGAACAUAUCUGUAUAUAUAGUGAGUGCCCACUGGGUCAAAGAUAAAAUUUUCGAAGUCCCUGUUGGGUGAUUAAAGGCUGUGUGUACUAGAUCGCAUGCUCUGUCAGAGUUGUCUGUGAAUGGGAGCCACAAAGGUUGGCUGUUGAGUUUAAGAUUAUUGAUGGAGCAAAGAAAACAGCUACGCGGUAGUAGCACCGUCGAGGUUAUAUCCAGUCAGGGAGAUGUAGACAGAGAAGAGGUUUUAGAGCCUUUUGAUAUUGAAAAUGAAUCCAGGAAGGAGUCCAGCAGUUUUGAUGUUGGUUACAGUUCCGGUGAUAGCCUCGAAACGUUGCCUAAAGCCUCAACAGAGGCCAUCUCUCCCGCUGACAUUCUGAAAACACUCUUCUUUAUACUUGUAUGGUAUACUUUCAGCACAUUUUUGACUCUGUACAACAAAACUCUCUUAGGAGAUGAUUUGGGGAAAUUUCCUGCUCCCUUGUUAAUGAAUACCAUUCACUUUUCUAUUCAAGCGGUUUUAUCAAAGAUGAUAACUUGGUAUUGGUCGGGAAGAUUUCAACCUGAUGUUGCCAUAUCAUGGAGAGACUAUUUCCUUAGAGUUGUACCAACAGCACUUGCAACUGCUUUGGAUAUAAAUCUGAGUAAUGAGUCACUGGUCUUCAUAUCGGUUACUUUUGCAACAAUGUGCAAAUCUGCAGCCCCAAUAUUUCUUCUUCUGUUUGCUUUUGCCUUCAGGUUGGAGUCUCCAAGCCUGAAGCUUUUUGGCAUUAUUUCAGUUAUCUCAGCAGGAGUGCUGUUAUCAGUUGCAAAGGAGACAGAGUUUGAGUUUUGGGGUUUCGUUUUUGUCAUGCUCGCUGCUGUCAUGUCCGGUUUCCGUUGGUGUAUGACCCAAGUUCUUUUGCAGAAAGAAACCUAUGGCCUGAAAAAUCCCUUCACAUUUAUGAGUUACGUGGCACCAGUGAUGGCUAUAGUGACUGGUCUUCUUUCUCUCCUUCUGGAUCCAUGGAGUGAAUUUAGAGAAAACAUAUACUUUGAUAAUGGAGCGCAUUUUACUCGAACUUGUUUCUUGAUGCUUUUUGGUGGAGCAUUGGCUUUUUGCAUGGUUUUAACUGAGUAUAUUCUUGUUUCGGUUACUAGUGCUGUAACCGUCACAAUAGCGGGGGUCGUUAAAGAGGCGGUCACCAUAGUG
Molecule: messenger RNA, 1513 nt
Organism: Raphanus sativus (radish)
Lineage: Eukaryota; Viridiplantae; Streptophyta; Magnoliopsida; Brassicales; Brassicaceae
Product: probable sugar phosphate/phosphate translocator At1g06470
Biological process (GO): UDP-glucose transmembrane transport
Cellular component (GO): cis-Golgi network; Golgi apparatus; endoplasmic reticulum-Golgi intermediate compartment
Molecular function (GO): antiporter activity
Source: RefSeq, a predicted model, not a curated record